Molecule: messenger RNA, 2078 nt
Organism: Oncorhynchus mykiss (rainbow trout)
Lineage: Eukaryota; Metazoa; Chordata; Actinopteri; Salmoniformes; Salmonidae
Product: E3 ubiquitin-protein ligase TRIM16
Molecular function (GO): zinc ion binding; protein binding
Source: RefSeq, a predicted model, not a curated record
AAUCUUUGACACUGAACAGAAAGUAAUCUUCGACACUGCCAUUGCUUAACCUACGGGAGAGAGCACUAAAAUGGCUGACAAUCAGGAACUGUUCUGUUGCUCCGUCUGUCUGGAUCUACUGAAGGAUCCGGUGACUACUGCCUGUGGACACAGUUACUGUACGGGCUGUAUUAAAGAAAGCUGGGAUCAGGAUCGUCUGAAAGGUGUCUACAGCUGUCCACAGUGCAGACAGACCUUUACCCCAAGACCUGUACUGAAGAGAAACAUCGUGCUGGCUGAAGUGGUGGAGAAACUGAAGAAGACAGGACUCCAGGCUGCUCCCCCUCCUGCUCUGUGCUAUGCUGGACCUGGAGAUGUAGCGUGUGAUUUCUGCACUGGGGCCAGAAAGCAGAAAGCCCUCAUGUCCUGUCUGGUGUGUCUGGCCUCUUACUGUGAGACUCACAUCCAACCUCACUAUGAAUUUCCUGCUUUCAAGAAGCACAAGCUGGUCAAAGCCACCGCACAACUACAGGAGAAGAUCUGCUCUCAUCAUGACAAACUGCUGGAGGUUUACUGUCGUACCGAUAAGCAGUGUAUCUGUCUGCUGUGUACAAUGGAUGAACAUAAAGGCCAUGAUACAGUGUCAGCUGCAGCAGAGAGGACAGAGAAACAGAGGCAGCUGGGGAUGAGCCAGCAGAAGGUCCAGCAGAGAUUCCAGGAGAGAGAGAAGGAGCUGAAAGAGCUCCAACAGGCUGUGGAGUCUCUCAAGCACUCUGCACAGGCAGCAGUGGAGGACAGUGAUAAUAUAUUUACUGAGCUGAUCUGCUCCAUUGAGAGAAGGCGCUCUGAGGUAAAGAAGCUGAUCAGAGCCCAAGAGAAGGCUCAAGUGAGUCAAGCUGAAGGACUCCUGGAGCAACUGAAGCAGGAGAUCGCUGAGCUGAGGAAGAGAAGCACUGAGCUGGAGCAGCUCUCACACACAGAGGAUCACAUCCAUUUCCUCCAGAGUUAUCAGUCUCUCUCCAGUAUCAGUGUAUCUUCAGACUUACCCAGCAUCGUUGUCCAUCCUCUUCAGUACUUUGGAGAUGUGAGUAAGACUGUGUCUGAACUGAGAGAGAAACUAGAAGACUUCCUUAAAGGAGAAUGGAACAAGAUCUCCACUACAGUGAAUAUAGUGGAUGUUGUACUGCCUCCAGAGCCCAAGACCAGAGAACAGUUGUUACAAUAUUCCUGUCAGCUCACACUGGACCCAAAAACAGUAUACACACGCCUCUCUCUGUCUGAAGGGAACAGAAAGGUGACCUAUACAGGCCAACCCCAACCAUAUCCUGAUCAUCCAGACAGAUUCACCAACCAUUGUCAGGUUCUGUGUAGAGAGGGUCUGUCUGGACGCUGUUACUGGGAGGUGGAGUGGAGUGGGGAUGUUGAUACAGCAGUCUCCUAUAAAGAUGUCAGCAGAACAGAGAGAGAUGGUGGAUUUGGAGACAAUAAAAACUCCUGGAGUUUAGAGUGCUCUAGUGGUGGUUAUUGUUUCAUACACAAUAAUGUUGUGACUAAAGUAUCAGGCCCUCAGUCCUCCAGAGUAGGAGUGUACCUGGAUCACAAGGCAGGUACUCUGUCCUUCUACAGUGUCUCUGACACAAUGACCCUCCUCCACAGAGUCCAGACCACAUUCACUCAGUCCCUCUAUCCUGGGUUUUAUCUCUAUAGUUAUAAUGAUACUGCUGAGCUGGUUAAACUGUAGUAGGGUCCACAUAGAUACUAGUCAUGCUGGUGGUGAUGGUCCCCAGAUAUAGCCCCGGAUGUGAUGAUUCAUUCUGCUCUGAUCUUCAGAAGAUGUUAUGUAUUCAUAUUUCAUAAAUUGCAUUGUUCAUUUCCAUUAAUCAUAAUGUAUGGUGUUGAUGUAUAUUGUUGGUCAUUCAGAACCAUUAUUUUUUCUCAAUUGGGUUUGAUAACAAGUUCAAACAGCUGCCAUUAAUACAGGUAACGAGUGGAGGACAGAGGAGCCUCUUAAAGAAUAAGUUACAGGUUUGUGAGAGCCAGAAAUCUUGCCUUUUUGUAGGUGACCAAAUACUUAUUUUCCACCAUAAUUUGCAAAUAAA